Messenger RNA from Hibiscus syriacus, 5566 nucleotides. RefSeq names its product zinc finger CCCH domain-containing protein 19-like. Bases 112 to 5397 code for a protein of 1761 amino acids. Gene Ontology annotation, molecular function: DNA binding; protein binding; metal ion binding. The transcript is spliced from 11 exons. NCBI's taxonomy places the organism in Eukaryota, Viridiplantae, Streptophyta, Magnoliopsida, Malvales, Malvaceae. The record is from RefSeq and is a predicted model, not a curated record.
AAACGACGCCCAUAAAUUUUACCCAGAACUCAAAACCCUAGGGCUUUCAAUCUCUAGGGUUUCACUCGAUUUUUGAUUUGCAGUUCGUUUUUUAAUUUCAGUUCUCCUUCUAUGGAAACCAUGGAAGAAGAGCCUCGCCACUUCUCCGAUGUUGAUUCCUCUGUUCAUUUGGAAGAUGCUCCGGUGACUACAGAAACGGUCUCCGAGGUGCAGAAUCAAAACACUGAGCCACGUUCCGAGCUCGAGUCUGCUCCAUCGGCGGUGACUCCUGUUACUGAGAAGGAGGGAGUUGUUGAUGUGGAAGUGGCGGUUGGUGGUGAAGAGGGCGGCGAAGAUUUGAUCGUUGGAGAGGAGAAGGACGGGAUGUUGGAUUCUGGUGUUGAGAUGAAAGAUUCGCCUCCGGUUGACGGUGAUAAGGAAGGUGGUGACGGAGAGGAUAGUCACGUGGAAGGGGAGAGAGCUGAAUUUGUGGAGGAUGCGACAGUAGAUGAUGUGAUGGACGAAAUGGAGGAUGCGGGUGAUGUGUCGGAUGAAAGAUUGACAGCGGAGGGAAUUGAGGUUCCUGCGGCGAGGCAACAAGUUGUUGAGUUGGCUCAGGAAGCGGGUAAUUCGGUGGAGCAAAAGGUGACUGAUGAUGUGAAUGACAAUCUAGAUGUUCCUGAAGACAAAGAUGUGGCUGACGUGGCGGAAGAAAGAGGGACUGAUGAUGCGACAGAAAAAAAUUUGGUCAAGGAAGAAACAAGCGUGGCCGUAGAAGUGACUGAUUCAACAGAGCAAAGUGUGAUUAAGGAGGAAACUGGAAUUAUGGAGGAAAGAGAGGUGGCUGGUUUAUCCGUGAAAAGUGAAUUACCGGUGGAUAAUGAGGUGGAGCAAAGUGAGGUUGCGGGAGAAACUGCUAUUGACAUGGUUGAGAAAGUUGUAACUUUGGAAGAAAAAAUGGUGACGACUGUGUCUGAGCAUGGAAACUUGGAGGAUCUUCAUGCUGUAGGGGAAGUAGGUACCGAUAUGACUGAGUCAGAGGAGAACCCUGUGAUGGAAAGAAAAAUUGUGAAUAACGUGUCUGAACAAACUGAAAAUUUGGAGGAUAUUCAUGCUGUAGAGGAAGCAAGUAUGGAUAUGGUCGAGGCAGAGGAGUACCUUUUAAUGGAAGGAAAAAUGGUGAAUAAUGUGUCUGAACAAACUGAAAAUUUGGAGGAUAUGCAUGCUAUAGAGGAAGCAGGUGCAGAUACGGUUGAGGCAGAGGAGGACCCUGCGAUGGAAGAGGAAUCGGAUAAUGAAGAAGAUACAUGUUUAGGAAAUGUAGCAGAGGACGUUGACAAAGCAGAGGGGACAGAGACGGAGAUGACAGAUACUGCAGAGGUAAUGAGAGCAGCAGAUUACUCUGAGUUGCCAGACAUGACAGAAGAGUUGGAAACCGAGGCAGCAGAGGAGAUGGAGGGUAUGGAGGAGAUAGAGGAUACUAGUAAAGCCAGUGUUGGCAAGAGGAAGCGGGGAAAGAAUUUGAGUGCUAAGGUUCAGGCAAAAGCUCCAUCUAGGAAGAAGGCAGAAGAGGAUGUCUGUUUCAUAUGCUUUGAUGGCGGUGCCCUUGUGCUUUGUGACCGCAGGGGUUGCCCAAAGGCUUACCAUCCUGCUUGUGUUGGUCGAGAUGAGGCUUUCUUUCAAACAAAGGGUAAAUGGAAUUGUGGUUGGCAUCUAUGUAGCAACUGUAAGAAGAAUGCCCAUUAUAUGUGUUAUACAUGUACCUUUUCCUUGUGCAAGGGAUGCAUCAAAGAUGCUGUAAUCCUAUGUGUUAGGGGUAACAAAGGUUUCUGCGAGUCAUGCAUGAAUCUUGUCAUGUUGAUUGAAAGGAAGGAUCAGACACAAAUAGAUUUUGAUGACCGAGGUAGCUGGGAAUAUCUAUUCAAGGAUUAUUGGACUGAUUUAAAAGAGAGGUUAUCUAUAACUUUAGAUGAACUUUCUCAGGCUAAAAAUCCCUGGAAAGGUGCUGCCAAACAGGAAUCACAUGAUGAACUUCAUGGUUUUGAUGAUGCUGGAGGGUCUGACUCUGAUAAUUCUUCUGGGAAUUUGGAAGUAACUGUUUCUAAACGAAGAAAGACUAGGAGUCAAUCAAAGGCACGUGCAAAGGGGGGUGAUUCACCAAGCACUCUUGCAGCUAGUGGUGAAGGGGCAUCAAUAGAUGAAAAUGCUGAGUGGGCAUCGAAAGAGCUCUUGGAAGUUGUUAUGAACAUGAGAAACGGCGACAAAUCUGUUUUAUCUCGAAUGGAGCUCAGUCAGCUUAUAUUGGAUUACAUUCACAAGUACAAGCUUCGAGAUCGUCGCAAUAAGUCUUACGUCAUUUGUGACACAAGACUUAAGAAUCUGUUUGGGAAACCGAGAGUGGGGCAUAUUGAAAUGUUAAAUCUUCUUGAGCCUCACAUAUUUUUCACGAAGGAGGAUUCUCAGACCGAUGAUUUCCAAGGGAGUGUUGUGGAUGCAGAAGCUAAUCAACUUGAGGCUGAUUGGAACUCUGAUGCUUUGACAAAGACUGGAAAAGAUAAGAAACGUAAGAAUCGUAAGAAGGGUGAUGCAAGGGGACUUCAAUCGAAUGUGGAUGAUUAUGCUGCCAUUGAUAUGCAUAAUAUCAAUCUAAUUUAUUUGCGACGAAAUUUGGCGGAGGAAUUGCUUGAAGAUACUGAAACAUUCCAUGACAAGGUUGUUGAUUCUUUUGUGAGAAUAAGAAUAUCUGGUACUGGUCAAAAGCAAGAUUUGUAUAGGCUAGUGCAAGUUGUUGGUACAAGCAAAGUUGCUGAACAAUAUAGAGUUGGCAAAAGAACAACCGAUUUUCUACUAGAGAUUCUAAAUUUAAAUAAGACGGAGGCCGUAUCAAUUGAUAUUAUAUCAAAUCAAGAGUUCACUGAGGAUGAAUGCAAGCGUCUGCGUCAGAGCAUCAAGUGUGGACUUAUCAACCGGCUGACUGUGGGAGAUAUACAGGAAAAGGCCAUGACAAUUCAGGAAGUCAGAGUCAAAGAUUGGUUGGAAUCAGAGAUAACACGUCUCAGUCAUCUUCGCGAUCGAGCCAGUGAUUUAGGACGUAGAAAGGAGCUUAGAGAAUGUGUAGAGAAACUGCAGGUUUUAAAGACACCUGAGGAGCUACAGCGUAGAUUAGAGGAGUUUCCUGAGAUUCAUGCAGACCCCAACAUGGAUCCUAGUUACGAAUCAGAAGAGGAGGAAGAUGAUAAGAAACAAGAGAAUUAUCUAAGGCCAAGAGGUAGUGGUUUUAGCAGGCGAGGGAAAGAACUGAUUUCUCCCAGGAAGGGAGGUUACAGUUCAAAUGAUUCAUGGAGUGGGAAUAGAAACUAUUCUAGCAUGAAUCGGGAACUAAGCAGGAGCCUAUCUAGUAAAGGAUUUACAAGCAAAGGGGAUGAUUCUAUUGUAGCUAGUGAAAUGGGGAAUGAAAAUUCAUGGAGUCUUGCACGGGAGAGAGAAAUACAACAACCAAACAGUUGGAGCAAGCCGAAAACUGCUUUGAACUCAGAAAUUGGGACGAGGAAUGCCCACAAUGUUGUAAUCCAGGAACCGUCUUUGAAGGUUGUGUCAGAAAGUUCACCUGCACGUCCAUAUGCGGGAGUAGCUACUGGUGUCCAAAUUAAUGAAUCGGAGAAAAUGUGGCAUUACCAGGAUCCAUCUGGUAAAUUUCAAGGACCGUUUUCAAUAGUGCAGCUACGGAAAUGGAGUAACACUGGAUAUUUCCCUGCUGAUUUAAAAAUAUGGAGAACUAAUGAGGCGCAAGACGAUUCUAUACUUCUGACUGAUGCCUUGGCUGGAAAGUUUCAGAAAGACCCUCCUCCAGUAGUAGAUAAUAGCCUGCCAAAGGCUCAAAUGGCCUUGUAUGGGAAUUCUCUUGGAGCAACCUUGAAACAAGGAAUGGAAAGCCAAGUUGGAGAAAGAUCAAGGCUUGAUCAACAUCAUGUAGCUUGGAGUCCUCAACGUGUUUUGGCUUCACCAGGUCAAUCUGUCGUAGAAAGUUGGAAAUCUCAAACAGAAAUCAUUUCUUCCACAGUUAGACCUUCCCCAUCUUCACUUGAGAUCCCUAAGCAUUCUCGAGAUACAUGGGCUUCUGACACAAAUCUACCUUCUCCCACUCCGAACCAAACUCCCUCUGGUGGGAAUAGGGGACAAGCGUUUGAAAGCAAAUGGUCUCCUACUCCUGCACAGCCUUCCGGGUCUCUUCCGGUACCUAAUCCAUUCCAAGGAGGUCCAGUAGGGCUGCAACCUGCUACUGUUCUCCCAGAGAGUGGGAGUCCAGCUGCUCCUGUAGUGCAUUCGCAUACAAUGGUGUCAAGUGAAUCACACAGGAGACAGGUCAAUGAUCAGGCUUCAGUUAAUUUAGCUGCUGAUAUAAAAAACGCAGCUUCGUCGAUCCAGAAUUUGGUUCAAUCUAUGAGUGCUCAUAAUCCUUCUGCCGAAACUCAUGGACCGGGUUCUGUCUCAGUUUCAAGGCACGAAGCAAUUUCUGCAUCCUCCGUACUUGCCACUGGAAAUCAAAGGUGGGCAAAUGCUUCAACUCAGAAGUUAGAGCCAAAUCCGUCCCUUGCCAUGCCUGCUCAAACUGCUGCAUAUGGUCAUUGGAGUGAUGCAUCACAAUCCAGUCAAAUUCCUGCUCCUUUCAACCCAGGAAAUCCCACUGGGGGUUUUCCAACUCCUGGCCAACAGAGUAUGAUGCCACUGGAUUCUUGGAGACCUGCUGGUCCAAUUCAGUCAAAUGUUCAGCUUCCUGCUCCACACAAUUUACCUUGGGGUAUGACUGUCGCAGAUAACCAAGGUACUGCCCUGAGGCAAGCACCAGGAAAUCAGAACCCUGCUUGGGGGCCAAUGCCAGGGAAUCAAAAUAUGGGAUGGGGUGCACCGGCUCCUUCAAACACAAAUAUGAACUGGGGAGCCCCUGGUCAGGGUUCAACAUCUGUUAACCCAAAUCAAAAUUGGGCUGCACCCGGCCAAAGACAAGUGCCAGGUAAUGUGAAUCCAGGUUGGACUGGUCCUGGGAAUACAAUGCAAGGAUGGACACCACCUGGACAAGGACCCAACAUUGUUAAUAAUGCAAAUUCUGGGUGGGUUGCACCAGCUCAAGGAGCAGCACCAGGAAUUGCAAAUCCUGGUUAUCCGGCACCGUCUAGAAAUACAGGUGGAAUGUGGGGAAACGAACCGAGUUACAACGGAGACAAGUUUUCUGAUCAAAGGGACAGGAGUUCCCAGGGCGGUGAAUCCGGUUUCGGUGGGGCAAAACCUUGGAGUAGGCAAUCAUCAUUCGGCGGUGGAGGUGGUUCUUCUAGGUCGUCCUCUAAAGGACAGAGAGUGUGCAAAUUCCAUGAAAAUGGGCACUGCAAGAAAGGGGCUUCGUGUGAUUAUAUGCACACUUAGAAUUUUUGGUACAUCUAGAGCAGCUUAGAGUAGGUAUGUCUGUACGGUGUCCAUUUGGAAAUUUCCUAAACUUCACAGUUUCUUUGAAUGAUUUAUGCUUUGUAAAACCCUUUUUGUAGUUUUAACUUUUCUUUUCUUCUUCCAAAUGGAAUGCCGUCUUAACCCUUUU